Acipenser ruthenus (sterlet) is the source of this 3734-nucleotide messenger RNA. It is a transcript of the gene opn6a, whose product is annotated as opsin 6, group member a. Gene Ontology annotation, biological process: G protein-coupled receptor signaling pathway. Gene Ontology annotation, molecular function: G protein-coupled receptor activity. NCBI's taxonomy places the organism in Eukaryota, Metazoa, Chordata, Actinopteri, Acipenseriformes, Acipenseridae. Gene Ontology annotation, cellular component: membrane. The coding region runs from base 130 to 1341 and encodes 403 amino acids. The transcript has 6 exons. The record is from RefSeq and is a predicted model, not a curated record.
UCUUUCUGUUUGACAUGAAGAUCCCAGUGUGAUAUCUCGACAGAAAGUAUAGUGCUGGAGUUUUCGAAAAGGGACACUUGGGUUAUUCAGCAAUUCAUGCGGUGACAACCAAAACGUUAAGAAGCAAGCAUGUCAUUCCAGAGACCUUUACAACAAGCCAAUAUUCCAUGGAAGAACAAUAACCUUAGUCUUCUGAACAAAGACCCUCCUCUUUCCGAGCAAGGAGAGACCAUCAUAGGAGCAUACCUCAUAACACUAGGCUGGUUGUCAUGGUUUGGAAACAGCAUAGUCAUUUUUGUACUUUAUAAACAAAGAGCCAGUCUACAGCCUACCGACUACCUCACCUUCAACCUGGCCAUAUCAGAUGCCGGCAUUUCUGUGUUUGGAUACUCCAGAGGGAUCCUUGAAGUCUUCAAUGUCUUCCAGGAUGAUGGAUUCCUUAUAACCUCCAUCUGGACCUGCCAGGUAGAUGGUUUUCUAACCCUGCUGUUCGGCUUGACCAGCAUCAACACUCUGACUGUCAUCAGUGUCACCAGAUACAUCAAGGGAUGCCAUCCCAACAGAGCUCAUUGUAUCAGUAAUAGCAACAUUGCUGUUUCGCUGGGAUUCAUCUGGUUAGCAUCUACCUUCUGGUCAGGGGCACCUCUUGUGGGCUGGGGAAGCUACACAGAUCGUGGGUAUGGAACCUGUGAGAUCGACUGGGCCAAAGCCACCUUCUCAACAAUCUACAAGUCCUACAUUGUGGCAAUCUUCAUCUGCUGCUUCUUCCUGCCAGUCUUCAUGAUGUUAUUCUCCUAUGUGUCCAUUAUCAACACUGUCAAAACCAGCCAUGCCUUAGCAGCAGCAGGAGCGGGAGAACUCACUGACAGGCAGAGGAAAAUGGAAAAGGACGUCACCCGGGUGUCCAUUGUCAUCUGCACUGCCUUUAUCAUAGCCUGGUCGCCCUAUGCCGUGAUCUCCCUGUGGUCUGCCUGGGGGUUUCAUGUCCCCAACAUGGCUAGUAUCUUCACCAGGCUCUUCGCUAAGUCAGCCAGCUUUUACAACCCCAUUAUCUACUUCGGCAUGAGCUCCAAGUUCCGUAAGGACAUCAGCAUCCUGCUGCCCUGCACCAAGGAGAGCAAUGACACUGUCAAGCUCAAGCGUUUCAAGAACCUCAAGCAGAAGGCUGAUCUCCCCCCCGCACACCACAGAGAACAGCAGUACAUUCAGGAAAAGAAGCCGGUCCAAGUGCCAGACUUGGGCGUGGGGAGCCCAUCCAACACUCCAAAGAACAAGGAAGUCUUCUUCAUCCCAAUGCCUUCAGAACCUGAGGCUCCUGAAUUCGAAUGUGACAGACUCUGAAAAUGGGGACUUUUUUUAUAUAAAUGUGUAAAUUAUCUAUGCAGUUUAGUGGCCAUAUGUGCAGUUGCAUGGUGAUGUCUUUUGCAAAUUUUUUUUUUUUUUUUUUUUGCUUUUUGUCCUUACCCAUAUCAAUAAACAAUUUCUAUAUUAAAAUAGUGGCUUAUGUGUUGCUACUGUGAGAGAUCAUUUAUACUGAAUCAUCUACGCAGCUAGGUCCUCAUCUACACCUCUUUCUACAUUUUUAUUUGAUUGUAUUUGAUUUGGUGAUGUUAAUGAUGUUGAAACUGCCUUUAAUGGCUUCCUGCCAAUGUAGCCCCUUGGCUUUCAGUGUGAGAGCAGGUGACAGUUACUGUGCACUGUGAGAAUUUUAAAGCAUCACAGUACAUUAAGUCAACUGGCCACUUCAAACUUUCUAACCAAUUUGAUAUAUGCCAUGUCAAGAGGUUCUUUGUGUCCCUGUGAACAUGUCUUGGUGAUGAAGACCUUUUAAAUGGUUGCUGGUAUAAAACUUUUAGGCCUCAGCUAUAGUACAUGGCCCUGUAUAAUCUGUGGAAGUAGUCCUAGAAUCUUGUUGGUGACUUCAUCUGUCAAGUUUCAUUAUUUUGCUUUUAAUGUUUUUCCACAGCAUAGAAAAAUGGCCUACUGACUUUAUAAUGACCCUGUACACUGUACACUGCCACGCAGGUUCACACACUGCUUUUGAGGUAAAGAACCCCAUGAGAAUACAGUCAAGUGCCUGGAUCUUGAUUGCACAGGCCUUUUCGUGUUAUAAUAGGUCUAGGGAAACCAGACUUGAGAUAACAUUCAAUCUGAGAUUCAUGACAGACCUGAGAUAACAUUCAAUCUGAGACUCACGAUGCAGAAACAGGCACUGACAUGACUGCCAAAGUGGGUUGCAGAAAACAGACAGUAUGGCUGUAAUAAGAGCCCUUGGAACUGCUGCUAAACUCCAGUGGGGAUUAUUCUUUAAAUUGGGCGAAGCAUGCUAAAGACAGGGGGCUAUACGCAUCUUUCUUUUCAGUUAAAUCUUUGCAGUUUUUUUUUUAACCUUUGUAGACCAAGUUCCAUUGCAGAGCUUCAAUGUCGCAAUGUUACGUUAUUUGUUUUUGAAUGCUUAUUUUUAUAUAAAUGGUCUAUAAAAUAUCAGAAAAUGUAGAUGGGGAAGUGCAAAGCGAUUUGGAUAUUGAAAGCCAGCGGUGGUGCAAUAAUGUAUUUUAUUUAUUAAUUGCAUUAUAUAGCGCUUUUCAUACAAAAGUAUCACAAAGCAGUGUACAAUACAUAUCAGAAAAAUACAUUUUAAAAAUACACAAUAUAUUUAAAACACAUAAUACAUUUAAAUACAUUUAAAAUCACAAUACAUUUAAAAACACAGCAAAUAAAAAAAAAAAUAACAUUAAGACUACUAGGGUAUGAAAAGCCGUUCUAUAAAAAUAGGUUUUCAGUCUGGACUUAAACACUGUAACAGUCCCAUCUUCCCUGACAGACAAGGGUAGAAUAUCACACUAUUGGAUCAACAGUACAGUUUAUUCAUGUUAGCCCAAAAAUACUAAACCAUCACACGACCCAUGUGGCAGAACUCUAUGGCCAACACUAAUUCCUCCAACAUUGGUCAGUAUUCUGUUGUGCAGUAGCCCAAUGUGAAUUAAUCUUGUUAACUGCAGUUUAAUAUUGCAGUGUAUGUGGGACCAUGGGAAAAAAACAUAAUCAUGUGAUAUUUGGGAUUAUGUUAGGCUUAUAUCAUUGUUUAACAUCUGCAGUUCUUACAUGGCGUGAAAGUAUCAGUCCAUUAACAAAAAUUGGUAAAUUUACUGUAAAUUGGUGGUAAACUGCAUUAUAGUAGCAAUUUUGGAACAAACUGGAAAAAUAAAAAUGCCAAUCUAGUGUUGAUUAUUUAUUCAUCCCUUCCUGGCGUUGUUUCAUAGGAACACAAAUCAUGUCCAUUUUAAGCACAUUUGUAAAACAAUUAAAAGGGUGAUUUUCAAAGCGUUUUGCUCCAAAACAAAAGUCACUGAUUUUCUAAAAGUAAUUGUCAGAAUCUAAAAGGUGCAUUCCUAGCACAAGACAACGCAGGUAUGGAAAAGCACAAUGAAAGUACUAUUUCUUUCAGCUAAACAUUGUUCUGGAAAUGUUAGCUUGUAUAACUUAGGAAGUGUUCAAUUAAAAUUAAAAAAAAUCUGUCUAUGUGGUUACAUAUUUUGUACAGUAUAUUUUGCGUUGUUCCCUCUCCUUUCUUCCACCCUCUUUUUCACAAGAAUAUCAUAACCACUCCUUAAUCAGUUUUUCAACACUUCUGCAGCAUUUGCAGUGAGAGCAUUUUUUUCUGUACAGCACCUGAAAGAAAAGAACGGUGGAUACCACAUAAAUACAGGGUUUUAAAUAAAAAAUAUGAACAA